AUGGAGAAACUGUCCCUGUCUCCUGAAAAGCUUGACGAAGUGGCGUUAGUGCCAACUGUAGUGACUCAUUUGGACGAUUCAAACGCACACGAACGUUCGGGACAAAUUUUCCUUCCGGUUACCGACAAAACGGUGGUAGAUGACCAGGAAUUUAAAUGUUCUGAACACGAAUCAAGGGAAAGUCAAGAUCAGGUUAAUAGUACCCAAAAUGACGAAAAUAAAAUUGUGUCUUCAAGCAACUUGCUUGAAAACGUGCCAGAGCGAGGCUGCUGCGUGACACCCCGUAAACAACUAUUAAGCAAAGAGGAGAGUGACGCAGAGAUGGUGAGAAGAGCAAAGGAGGAGGGCAUUGUCAGUGUUGUCUUCCCGGGAAUUGUGACUCAGGAAGGAUGCUGCCGUUUUGUCAGCGAAAUCCUUAAGUGUGUUUUAUAUCAGAGGCAACAACUGCCAAUGACCUAUGACCAACUCGUGUACACCCAGAAGAAUUGGCAAGACUCAAAAGCGGAUAAAGAUGUUAUUAGUGGAAGGAAAGUGAAUCUGGCAGAUAUGAAUGGGCGCAAGUGUCAAAAGACACUCCAGGAUCUGGAGGAGGUGCUGCAUCGGCUGGAGGUGCUGUUCUCUCUAAGCAAGGUACCACGAGUGCUGCUGCUCAUGGGUGGCUCGCUCGUCCUCCCCAAAGAGAUAUACGAGAUCAACCUGGAAGAGCUGGUGCUGGGAAGUGGCGACAAAUGUCUUCGCGUGUCGUCAUGUUUAAGACAACUCUUCCGCACACUUUUCAUAGCUGACCUUUUGUCUGAUAGCAAACCGGGCCGUUUAAUGCCCACCACGGUGUUGGCACUAGCCCACAGGGACUGUGGGGUAGGUUGGUUCCAUCCCAAACUACGAUUUAAAGUACCAACCUCUAUCAAGAAAAAAAAAAUUGCUCUUUGUAGUAAUGUGCAAGAAUGCGGGAAUGAAAGCACAGAUGUGAUGGACUGGCAGGAAUAUGUGUGGUUUCAAGCACCUACGGCCAUCAAAGGAUUUUUUUAA
Messenger RNA from Nerophis lumbriciformis (worm pipefish), 1029 nucleotides. Lineage: Eukaryota; Metazoa; Chordata; Actinopteri; Syngnathiformes; Syngnathidae. The record is from RefSeq and is a predicted model, not a curated record.